AUGCGCAGAUAUGAAGAUGUGCAGGCACUCUUAAUAUGCUGGAAGGAUGCAAUAAAGACUUUCCAAGAUCAGAGGACAGAGCUUCAGCGCGUGUUGAGAUCGCCUUACAAUUUUGGAGCCAAGGCUAUCGAUAUCCCAAGCACCGAUCCUGAAAAGUAUCUCGAGGACAAGAUCCGCAACUUUAGAGAAGCGCACGAUAAAGAGCAGAACCUGUUGCUGGUAUACUACGGUGGUCACGGGGAUGUAUUGAGGUUGGACGGCCAGUUGAUUAUCAAGUGCUUUGACGGAAUCCAGCAUCCUUACGUCGAGUGGAACACUCGUCAGAAGUCAUUCCUCAAAGGUUCCAAAGCAGAUACCCUGAUUAUCUUGGACUGCUGCCACUCCGCAUCUGCUAUAGAAUCCAUUUACUGUGGUCAGGACAACGUUGUCGAACUGCUCACAGCGUGCAGCAUUGAGGGGAAAGCACCUUUGAGAGGCAAUCAUUCAUUGACAAGCAAACUGACUGACCUGUUACAGUCAAAGGAGCUUUUUACAUCAGGAUUCGAUACUUCCUACCUUUAUAACCGCUUGGUUCAUUAUCAGAAGCUCAAAGGCCAGGUGUACCUGGGAGACGACGAGGACGAGAAAGGUGUUACGCCGCUCCGCAUAGUGCUCCUAUCACGCCGUGAGCAAUUUCGGAAUCUUCACAUUUGUCGGCGCAUCACACCGGAUAGUGAGGACGAAGAGAAUGAUGCAGAGAUAAACGGUGCCACAGGUCGUGAAUCGGAGCCGGGGAAACAAGACGGCCAAGAGUCUGGCGAGGCGGCUCAUCUAUCAGCAACCCACCGAUCUAAAUCAUAUUCCGACGUUGCGACCAACACGGAAUGGGACUUGGUCAUUAGACGAGAGUCAGCGGUCAGCAUUCAAAACCAAAGCGUCCGGUCUGUAUACGUUGAUGCUUGGACCAACACAACCACCGACACCGCUCCUCUAACCAAGAGACAACCGGCGAUUCAAGCACUCGGUCCGGUGCAGAUUGAACCUUUGACCUUCUAUAGAGAGCCCGCGACGCGAAGGCCUUGGAGGCGCAAAAUGGCAAUUGAGCAGGACGAGCAGGAACGUGAUCACCGGGCAUGGUUUCACAGAUACGCAAUCUUCUUGGGCCAAUGGGGAAUGGCUCGUGAAGAAGAGAACCGUACAAGCCCUUACAAGAUCGCGCUCCUCGGUACCGGGGUGGACUGCGCUCUCAUUCUCUCCCACGAUUGCCAUCAAGUUAUCCGUGGACGAAACUUUACCUCUACGGGUGAGAAUGGGAGCUGGGACCAGGAGCACGCCGGACAUGGGGCGUCUUGCUUGACGAUGUUAUUAGAAACGGCGCCAUUUGCCGAAUUCUUCAUUGCCAAAAUAACUGACCGACAGAGAAUUUCCAACGCCGACACCAUUGCCCAAAGCAUCGAAUAUUCCGUCAAAGAGUGGAAGGUCGACAUGAUCGUCCUACCGUUGGGACUUCAUAUUCACCACGACGGUGUUGCAAAUGCGAUAUCCCAAGCCAUCAGGCAAAACAUCAUCUGCCUGGCUGCAACGGGGAAUGACGGUGCAAACACUCGUGCAGCUUUCCCUGCCAGAAUGCACGGCGUCAUUCCGAUAUUCUCCACAGACAGCUACGGGAACCCGUCUCCUUACAACGCCUCUCCGAUGAGGGGGCGCAAAAACUUCAGCACGUUUGGGGAGAACGUCAUGGUCUGGAGAGACGACCGGACGGACGGGCCGUCGUACAAGAGCGGCACUUCCUUUGCGGUUUGCAUCGCGGCCGGCAUGCUGGCGGCGAUGCUGGUUUUUGCCCGGGACUACCUGCAACUCGACGAGAGGGACUGGAAUACCCUUCACACACCCGCUGGUGCUGAAAAGUACCUCGAGCUCAUGUCUUCCAGUCGGGGAGGGUACGAAUACGUUGCGCCGUGGCUGCUAAUAUCUAAUGAGAUAUUGAUGGAGAACAGCAGCGGGAGCGAGGUUGACUUUAAGAACGCCAUCAAGAGUCAGAUCGUUACGGCUCUGCGGCACCUAAGAUGA
This is a messenger RNA of Metarhizium robertsii ARSEF 23, 2049 nucleotides long. RefSeq names its product Peptidase S8/S53, subtilisin/kexin/sedolisin. Lineage: Eukaryota; Fungi; Ascomycota; Sordariomycetes; Hypocreales; Clavicipitaceae. Gene Ontology annotation, molecular function: serine-type endopeptidase activity. The record is from RefSeq and is a predicted model, not a curated record. The transcript has 4 exons. Gene Ontology annotation, biological process: proteolysis. Bases 1 to 2049 code for a protein of 682 amino acids.